This is a messenger RNA of Mandrillus leucophaeus (drill), 951 nucleotides long. RefSeq names its product olfactory receptor 51F2-like. The transcript has a single exon. Gene Ontology annotation, biological process: G protein-coupled receptor signaling pathway. NCBI's taxonomy places the organism in Eukaryota, Metazoa, Chordata, Mammalia, Primates, Cercopithecidae. The record is from RefSeq and is a predicted model, not a curated record. Gene Ontology annotation, cellular component: membrane. Gene Ontology annotation, molecular function: olfactory receptor activity; G protein-coupled receptor activity.
AUGUCAACUUUGCAGAAUAUCACUUCCACUUCCAUCAUUUUCCUGCUCACUGGUGUUCCUGGGCUGGAAGCCUUCCACACCUGGAUCUCCAUUUCCUUCUGCUUCCUCUAUGUAACUGCCCUCUCAGGAAACAACCUGAUCCUCUUUGCCAUCAUCACUCAGCCCAGCCUCCACAAACCCAUAUACUAUUUCCUCCUCAUGCUGUCCACCACUGACCUCGGCCUGUCCAUAUCCACUCUGGUCACUAUGCUGGGUAUAUUCUGGUUCAAUGUGAGGGAAAUCAGCUUUAAUGCCUGCUUGUCCCAGAUGUUCUUUAUUCAACUCUUCACUGUCAUGGAAUCCUCAGUGCUGUUGGCCAUGGCUUUUGAUCAUUUUGUGGCCAUUACUAAUCCUCUUAGAUAUACUUCUGUCUUAACUGAUCUUAAAAUAGCACAGAUUGGAGUAGCAAUUAUCACCAGGUUAACAAUAACACUGAUCCCUAUGGUGUUGCUUCUUAACAGACUGUCCUACUGACGCAGUCACGUGCUCCACCACUCCUAUUGCUUUCACCCUGAUGUGAUGAAGCUCUCAUGCACAGACACCAGAAUCAACAGUGCAGCUGGGAUGACUGCCCUGAUUACCACUGCUGGGGUGGAUUCUGUCUUUAUUGUCCUUUCUUAUAUUUUGAUCAUUAAGACUGUUCUUAGCAUUGCUUCCCCGGAAGAAAGGAAGAAAGCCUUCAGCACAUGUAUCUCCCAUAUUGGGGCUGUUGCUGUAUUUUACAUUCCAUUGAUCAGUCUGUCCUUUGUUCACAGGUUUGGGAAGCAGACCCCACCCUAUGUGCAUACUUUGAUUGCCAGUGCCUACCUACUAAUCUCUCCUGUAAUGAACCCCAUCAUCUAUAGUGUGAAGACCAAACAGAUAUGCCAGACUGUGCUAAAAGUUCUUCAUUCUAGCAUGGCAAAGAACUAG